Ctenopharyngodon idella (grass carp) is the source of this 3067-nucleotide messenger RNA. It is a transcript of the gene eogt, whose product is annotated as EGF domain-specific O-linked N-acetylglucosamine (GlcNAc) transferase. Lineage: Eukaryota; Metazoa; Chordata; Actinopteri; Cypriniformes; Xenocyprididae. The transcript has 15 exons. Gene Ontology annotation, cellular component: endoplasmic reticulum lumen. The record is from RefSeq and is a predicted model, not a curated record. The coding region runs from base 640 to 2211 and encodes 523 amino acids. Gene Ontology annotation, molecular function: protein N-acetylglucosaminyltransferase activity.
UUGUUUUAUGUCUAAAAAAAAUUGAAAAAUCACUAACUACAAAGCAACACAGUAACAGUUUAAUUUAUAGGUUUAUUUUAUUUUUAUUUACUUAAAUAUAAAUUUAAAUGUAUUUUGGCUGAUUCCAUUCAGGUACAUUGCAGAAAUGCCAUGAAAAAUAAUAACAAACCGAGGCAGGCAUUAUGAUUGAGUAGAAAUAGUUCAUGAACUUUUAUAUAUCUUAUCAGAAAAUAGAAUUUCAGAAUGAUUUUAUAUAGAAAUCCCCACAGUUAUGGUUCAAAAUUAGUUAUCAACCCCUAUCAGAGAACAUACAUGGCCAUCAUUUCUGUAGAAUGUUCACUUGUUUUUCUAUUAAUUUCCCUCAAUCCUGGCCUUAUUGCUUAAACAAUUGAAGGAAAAAGGUCACUAAUAUUUCCUGUGGUAGGAGUUUCACAUGGAGUAAGAUCCGUUCAUUUGCAGGUUCCCACACUGUUGUUACUUCCAGAGCUUUGGUGUUUGUCCUCCCCUGUAAACCAUUAGUUUUCUUUCUCUAAACACUCUUGUGCUCUCUCUCUCUCUCUCUCUCUCUCUCUGUCUUUCUCAUAAAUGAUUGUUGGUGGUGAGAGCCAGUGUGGUUCCUUGUAUGUGGCUUGAGGGACUAUGCUGCUGCUGGUAGCUCUGUGUCUGGUCUGCACUUAUAAAACCAUCUCCGCCACAGACAGCGUCCAGAACAGCAGCCGCACGCCACAGCUGGACUACAGCAGCCUGGCGCUGCCUCAGCAGCAUAUUCCAUUCUUUCUGCACAACAACAUACCACUGGCCAAACUCUGCAAGGAAGACCCGCUUUGCCCUUUUAAAGAUGCUCUGUUGCUCAAGAAGGCCUGCUGGGGAUAUGAAAAGAGCUGCUCCGCUGAGCACAGAUUCAGCUAUCCUGUGUGCACCAGUCUUGACUCAGGAUGGGCGAGCUCUAUUCAGGCUGCCCAGGAGCUGUUCUGGAAACAGGCAGAUUUUGGCUAUGUGAGGGAGCGUCUCAGUGAGAUGAAGACAUUGUGCAAGCCGUCAAGUCCUGGCGAUUCCUCUCUGAAGUGCUCCAGUCAUAUGCGGUUCUGCAUGGCCACAAAUCUGUACCUGGACCUGAGGAGUCCCCGCAGGGGUCACGAGAGGUAUAAAGAGGAUUUCCUGGAAAAGGGUGAGAUCGGUGGUCACUGCAGCCUUAAUAGUAAAGCACUAGAUGCAGAAGGGACACACAAGAGUCCUCUUCAGUCUUGGUUUGCUGAAUUGCAGACAUACUCAGAGCUUGACUUCCACCCCCUGGACGAUGGCCAUUGUGAUGUUAUAAUUGAUAGACCAACCGUCUUCAUGAAGCUUGAUGCAGGAGUGAACAUGUACCAUCAUUUCUGUGACUUUGUUAACCUCUACAUCUCGCAACACCUCAACAAUUCCUUCAGUCGUGACAUAAACAUCGUCAUGUGGGACACAAGUGUGUAUGGAUAUGGAGACCUGUUCAGUGAAACGUGGAAGGCUUUCACACAUUAUGACAUCAUUCACCUCAAAAACUUUGACUCCAAAAGGGUGUGUUUUAGAGACGCAUUUUUCUCUCUCCUUCCAAGAAUGCGAUAUGGCCUUUUCUACAACACCCCUCUUAUCUCUGACUGCCACAGCGAGGGGCUGUUCAAGGCAUUUUCCCAGCAUGUCCUUUAUCGACUCAAAAUCCCACAAGAUGGACCGAAGGAGCGCCAAGUCCGUGUCACUCUGUUGGCAAGAAGCACUGAGUACCGUAGGAUAAUAAACCAGCAGGAGCUUAUCAAUGCCCUGAAGACUGUGCCUUUAUUCGAGGUCAAGCUGGUGGAUUACAAAUUCAAAGAGAUGCCGUUUCUGGAGCAGAUCCACGUCACACACAACUCUGAUAUCUUCAUUGGGAUGCAUGGAGCCGGACUGACCCACCUCCUCUUUCUUCCCGACUGGGCCGUCAUAUUUGAAUUGUACAACUGUCAAGAUGAGAGCUGCUACCGUGAUCUGGCCCGACUGAGGGGAGUCCAUUACAUGACUUGGCAGAAAAGGGACAAAGUGUUCCCCCAGGAUAAGGGUCAUCACCCUACUCUUGGGGAACAUCCUAAGUUUACCAACUACACUUUUGACGUAGAGGAGUUCAUGCGGUUAGUCCUUCUAGCGGCCGAACAUGUGACCCGGCACCCGGAGUGGCACGCAAAACAAGCCCGAGAUGAACUGUAGCCUGUAAAACAUGGAACAUCUUCUGCAAGGAUGAACAAUGAACACACUCCUACGAACUCUCUGCACUCUUAUACUCCUAUAGCUAUGCUAACGAAAAGCAAAUGGCUAAUAUGUGAAAGCACAUUUUACUUUCAGAAAAAAGCAUCUGCUCUGAUCCUGUUACAUUCUGAAGCUGUUACAUUCUGCACAUGGAGGUGAUGGGUAUGUUGUUAAAAGACUCACACUUCAGUAGAAGAUGUAUUGUUUUGAUGUAUUUUGUGUGGUUUGUACCUACCCUCAGGUAUAUGUGGGCUUUUUAUAGAGACUACACUUUUACACCUGAUUUAAGUGCAGCUUUGUGAUUUAUUUCAAAAUUGCUAUGGGUUGAAUUUCAAUACAGUUUAUAAGACACCUUUAGACAGCACUCCACCCCCCCCUUUGGGUACUGAACUAAUGUUGAGUCCACCCACAUAGAUUGGUAGCAUUUUUUAUGACAGUCAAACCACAUUUAAAGCAUUUUUAUUUUGCUUUUAAAUGCAUUAAGGCAAGGGAGAUGACUUCAUAUUUAUUACAGUGUCAGUUACUUUUUAAUUUGUAGUCAUUAUGUAAAUGCAAAACACUCCAGUCCUGUUGCACUCACUAGAGUGUUCGGUAUUGCUUCACUUUAUAAAGUAUUUCUUUCAGUAUUAAAAUGUGUCUGAACAUUUCAAAAGUUGCUGGAAAGGAUCUGAAUGUUAAGUUCUGGUUUGAGUCAAAGUAUUUAAUGAAAUCCUAUCAUGAUAUUUUAUUUUUUUUUAUUAUUAGGACUCAGUGUUUUUGAAAACAUCUGUUUUGUAUUUGUAUGCAUUUGGAAACUGAAAUGAAGCUAUUUAAAACA